UCACCACACAGUAGCCUAGCUACCUGUCAGUAAAAUAUAGGACUUCAGAACAGCAGCAGGCACUCGCAUCACAACAACACGGUCGUUGGCAGAGGAAUGGGGGGUAGCUAGCUAGUUAGAUUUCCGAGAAUAAGGAAAAGCUCACUACAAUCAAGAUGGUGUCGUGGAUUAUCUCCAGGAUGGUAGUCCUGGCCUUCGGGACCCUCUACCCGGCCUACUCCUCAUACAAGGCCGUCAAGACAAAGAAUGUGAAGGAAUAUGUGAAAUGGAUGAUGUACUGGAUAGUGUUUGCGUUAUUCACGACGGUGGAGACCCUCACAGACUUGUUCAUGUCCUGGUUUCCUUUCUACUUUGAGCUGAAGAUAGCCUUUGUGAUCUGGCUCCUGUCUCCGUACACUAAGGGCUCCAGUGUGCUCUACCGCAAGUUUGUCCACCCCACCCUGUCCAAUAAGGAGAAGGAGAUCGAUGAGUACAUCACCCAGGCUAAAGACCGUAGUUAUGAGACUAUGAUGAGGUUUGGGAAGAGAGGUCUGAACUUGGCUGCUACUGCUGCCGUCACCGCAGCUAGCAAGGGCCAGGGUGUGCUGUCGGACAAGCUGCGUAGUUUCAGCAUGCAGGACCUGACUCUGAUCAACGAUGGGGAGGAGAUGGGUCUGCACUCCUCUGACCCCCGCAUGAGGAGAGAUGCCUUGGACGACAUGGCUACUGGAGCCAACACGCUGCCCCGCGCCAAGACCACGCGCCAGACUCGUUCCUCCUCUGCGGCUCCUCAUCUCGACGAAUCAUCGCAGCACAGCUCGGACCAAUCAGACACCAGGAGCAUCACCACAGAGCAUUCUGAUGAGGACAUCGUGGAGAAGGUCCCUGUGAAACGCACGGCCAGCGUCAAGGCAAACAAGAAACCCUCCACCGCCAAGACAGAGACUACGACUAAGACGGUGAAAAAGACACCAAAGAAGAAGACAACCACCACAGCUACAGCCAGCAACAACGCUGAGUCACCAUGAUACCUGUAUCUACUGACCCCAUCUACACCCUACUGCACACCACUACAGCCAUCUAACAGGCCCUCUGUCUCCAGUCCACACACACACACGGACCUCUGGAGUGUCACCCUCGCCGGUUAAGCGCAACUCGCAGGUUUAGUUCUACUGUAGAUGGCCAGCAGGCUUAGUUCUACUGUAGAUGGUCAGCUUCAUGUCAACUCACAGGUUUUGUUCUACUGUAGAUGGCCAGCAGGUUUUGUUCUACUGUAGAUGGCCAGCAGGUUUAGUUCUACUGUAGAUGGCCAGCUUCAUGUCAACAACACUUGUUUUAUUUAGCCUGCUGCUUACAUUCUAGGUUUUAUAGUCAUUAACCUCAGUGUGUGUGUUUCAGUGAUGCCCUGUUAUCUGGACUGAAAAAGAGUUGCUUCCUUCCUCCUGUACAGUUCAUAGCCCUCUGUGUUGGGGCCCUCCCAGGCCAUCCAAGGCCCCACACUAGAUUGACUUGACAUAAUCCUCUUGGCCCCCUUGGGAACAUAGGGCAUCCAUCACGGCUCUCCACCUCCCUCACUAUGCUAGGGCAUCCAUCACGGCUCCCCACCUCCCUCACUAUGCUAGGGCAUUCAUCAUGGCUCUCCACCUCCCUCACUAUGCUAGGGCAUUCAUCAUGGCUCUCCACCUCCCUCACUAUGCUAGGGCAUCCAUCACGGCUCUCCACCUCCCUCACUAUGCUAGGGCAUCCAUCACGGCUCUCCACCUCCCUCACUAUGCUAGGGCAUCCAUCACGGCUCUCCACCUCCCUCACUAUGCUAGGGCAUCCAUCACGGCUCUCCACCUCCCUCACUAUGCUAGGGCAUCCAUCACGGCUCUCCACCUCCCUCACUAUGCUAGGGCAUCCAUCACGGCUCUCCACCUCCCUCACUAUGCUAGGGCAUCCAUCACGGCUCUCCACCUCCCUCACUAUGCUAGGGCAUUCAUCACGGCUCUCCACUUCCCUCACUAUGCUAGGGCAUCCAUCACGGCUCUCCACUUCCCUCACUAUGCUAGGGCAUCCAUCACGGCUCUCCACCUCCCUCACUAUGCUAGGGCAUCCAUCACGGCUCUCCACCUCCCUCACUAUGCUAGGGCAUCCAUCACGGCUCUCCACCUCCCUCACUAUGCUAGGGCAUCAAUCACGGCUCUCCACCUCCCUCACUAUGCUAGGGCAUCCAUCACGGCUCUCCACCUCCCUCACUAUGCUAGGGCUUUGCUGCUUAGCAGGAGAUCCUCACUGGUUUAUUGGAGAUGCAUUCUCUAUAAACGUACAUUCCAGUCAGAGUAUGGUAACUCUAUUGGAUGGUAGCUGGGGGCCGCCAUGAAUGGAAAGGUAGACUAGUGGACUAGGCAUGUGUGAAGGAGCGAUCAGGGAGGGAACAGAGUAGAGAGGGAUGGGUGCCAAAGGAUCAGUAUUGUUGUUCCUGGCCUCUACUCAACAUGUCCCAACUACAGAGACUACAGUCUCACCGUUGGUUGUAGCAGUAGUCCACAGAGCAGGUCUCUGUCCUUUUUGGGCAGUCUGUCUGACUACAUAGAUGGGGUUGUGUGAUCUCUGGAAGGCAGAGGACAUUCUGGGAGCACUUAUCUCUAACAGUGUUAAGCCGAUGCCAUGGUUACCCAUAUCAUUCACGCUACUGUAAUGGAGCAGUAGACUGAUGAACACUUGGUCACGCGCCCACAGAGAGAUGAAGAGAUCUGUUUGUUCUCUCUCUCCUCUCCUCCCUCUGGACAGCUCUACCCUCUCACUCCGUUCAGCUCAGAACGGUCCAGCGGAAAGACACACAGCUUCAGGCAUCAUUACCUUUUCUGUCUGACUGUGUGUGUACGAUGUGCAUGUGUGUAUUUUUGGAACAUGACCAAGCUUUUGUUUUUCCCCUCUCUGUUGUCCCAACUGCAUAGAGACAGAAUGACAGAGUUCUCUGACCACUUAUAAUAACAUAAUCAUCCACAAGGUCUUACACUACAGCUCAUAGCAUAGCUAAACAGUACAGACAACCAACAGUUAAUUUAACUUUGUUAGACUUGUGCUUAGGGUUAUUUUUGUUUACUCUGAAUUGACUGGCUUAUAGGAUGUAAGAGUGGCUUAGUGGUCACCAAGCUAAUGUCAAUGCUCUGUUGACACCAGGCUACAUUAUGAAACACCACUAUCGAUCCCCGUCUUGUUUCAAUGUGUUUAUAUUGUGAGAGCUGGCUGUGUCAGGGUGGUGUAGUGCCCUAUUAGGAAGACCUUCAGGUGAGCCUGGCUUAGCUAAGUCUGGGUCUUACCUGGGUCAGAUCAUCCCAGUCUGACUAGGCAAAUAUCUGAGGGAUCUACUACUAUUGUAUAAUAUAUGACUGUCACACUAGGUAUUGUAUAAUGUAUGACUGUCACUUCACAGUAUUUUGUCCAGUGUUUUCACUUCUAUUCCUGAAUGGGUUAGCUAUCCAUGACUGACCUCUACUUCUGGGACCGUAUCCACAAAGCGUCUCGGAGUAGGAGUGCUGAUCUGGGAUCAGGAACCCACCUUUCCAUAUGAUCUUAUCAAUUAUGGUCUGAAAGGCCAAACUGAUCCGAGAUCAGCCCUUUACUGAGACUCUCUAUGUAUACAGGCCCAGAUCUGUGUUAUUCUAGGGUCUGGAUCAUAUCAUUGUUUCUCUGAACAAUAAGGAGAGCAGCUCUGCUAGCAUAUCCUCUUAAUGUGUCAUCUCUGACUGUAGCCUCCUCAAACAUGGUGGAAACUGUCUUACCCUGUUAGAUAGGAUGCUGUGGACAAGUUAUUACAUCUUAGUUGGAUAAGUAAUGCUGUCUCCCAAUAGGGUAUAAAGCUGUUAAAGUGAUGUGCUCUGCUAGUGUUUUACUUCAGAAAGACAUAGACAUUCAUCCAUAGCAUACUGGUUGGGCAGGCAGGGUACUUAGACUCUGUCAAGGCACCUAAUCAUUGCCCCUUAGAAACUAUUGCCUUGUCUGAAAUCUACCCCUGACCUUGUCCCUACCUUCAGAAACUUCUUGUCAAUCUCCCUAGGUACUGCUGGUAGGUUGCAAAGGAUUGCAUGGAUUUAGCUAAAAACGAUGUGAUAAGAACUCUACCUAGCUUCCUUGUAGGGUAUGUUGAGUUUCCACCAUGUGCUUCUCUCAAAUCUAGUGUGUGUCUUGGGUUGGAACCUAAGGGGUUGAUUGUGGAUUGGGUGUGCAUUAGGGGUUGUUUUUUGUGGGACAUGCCCUUGCUUGGGGAAGGGUUUAUUUGGAGUGCUCUGUAAUUGAAUGCAUGAGACUACUGCAUUUGUGUGUUGCCGCUGUCUGAAUUGUGACACUGGUUUGAACCAGUAGGGGGAGACAACUGUUUUAAAACUACUGAAGUGACUGCAGAGGUACUUACAUGUACACACUGUGUGUACAUAGUCAUUCUCUGGCUGUAUGAGUUUGCUUGCCUUAUCACUCUGUUCUUGAAUACAAUUUGAAUUUUUUUUGCUUUUUAAAACUAUAUAUAUUUUUUUUAUUUCUUUGGAAUUUAAUCUGAAAUCUUAUUAGACAAAUCAUAUUUCCUUAAGAGGAGGCACCUCAGCCUCACUGUAAGGCCUUAUGCUGUGAAAAGUGCUACUUGUGUGUUAAAUCUCUUCUGAAUUUCUCUCUCUCUUCUAUCUCAAUAAGAGGCAUUUUAAUUGGUCAGUGAUAGCCAAAUAACAGUUGAUUUCCUUGUCCCAGUACUGUAGGACAUUGCUCAGUAGAGAAGUGGAAUUCCUCAGCCAGGUAUUCUGACAGUGUGUGUUUGGUAACUACCAAACUGAAGUCAUGUAGUCCCAACCUGUCUGUUCUUCCCUUACUAUCAGGCUGGUUACCUUAUCCACGGCAACAUAGCAAUUCCUUUUUUCUAUUCUGUUUUGAUUUGCUACAGUUUGCACUGAAGAAAAGAUGGCACACACUGUAAACACAUUCUUGCUGUCAUGGCAACACUACUUGACAUUAUUUUAACCAGUGUUCAUAUUAUUUUGUAAUAUUUGUUGAUUUAUUGUUGUGUGUUUGGUAUCAGUGUUAUCGUGUACAGGAACUCUCAUUGAGAGAGAAUAUUCUACAUUAAUAUAUUUUGUGCCAACUAUCAAUACUCCACUGUUAUAAAGGAUAAGAUGUUUGUGCUGAGAUAAUGGUAUUUAACAUGGACUGAAUGACAGUCAUAUACCAAUAACAAUGCUACUAAUAAAGAAAAUAAAUCUAUCUAA
Salvelinus namaycush (lake trout) is the source of this 5213-nucleotide messenger RNA. RefSeq names its product receptor expression-enhancing protein 2-like. The transcript is spliced from 8 exons. Gene Ontology annotation, cellular component: endoplasmic reticulum membrane; endoplasmic reticulum tubular network; cytoplasmic microtubule. NCBI's taxonomy places the organism in Eukaryota, Metazoa, Chordata, Actinopteri, Salmoniformes, Salmonidae. Gene Ontology annotation, biological process: endoplasmic reticulum tubular network organization. The record is from RefSeq and is a predicted model, not a curated record. Gene Ontology annotation, molecular function: microtubule binding; taste receptor binding. The coding region runs from base 156 to 1007 and encodes 283 amino acids.